Molecule: messenger RNA, 1320 nt
Organism: Actinia tenebrosa (Australian red waratah sea anemone)
Lineage: Eukaryota; Metazoa; Cnidaria; Anthozoa; Actiniaria; Actiniidae
Product: aflatoxin B1 aldehyde reductase member 2
Source: RefSeq, a predicted model, not a curated record
UACGGGCUCACGGAUUCUUACGUACGUAUACGAGAUCUCCUGUUCAUUUUUUAAGCAAGAAUUAUACAGGUAAUAGAGGUUACAGCAAAAUGAAGACUGUAUUUGGAACCAUGGAAUUUGGUCGCCAAGCAGACCCUAUUCAGGCUAAGGAAAUGGUUAAAAUGUGCAUGAAUUCUGAUUGCUAUGAGUUUGAUACUGCUUUUAUGUAUGCAGGGGGGAAGUCAGAGGAAAUAAUGGGUACUAUUGAUUUGCUUAAAGAUCCAAAGGUUGUCAUUGCUACUAAAGCAAAUCCUUGGAGUGAACAAGGACUGAAGUUUGAUCGUGUUUUGGAGCAGAUGAACACCUCACUUCACAGACUUCAAAGAAAGAGUGUUGAUAUAUUCUACUUACAUGCACCUGAUCACAAAACUCCUAUUGAAGACACCCUAAAGGCAGUUGACCAACUACACAAGGAGGGCAAGUUCAAGCAGUUUGCUUUAUCUAAUUACGCUGCAUGGGAGGUGGUAGAGAUAUACUACAUCUGCAAAGAAAGCAAUUAUGUUCUGCCAACCAUAUACCAAGGAAUGUACAAUGCAUUUGUCAGAGCUGUUGAAAGUGAACUUUUUCCUUGUUUGAGAAGAUUUGGGAUUCAGUUCUAUGCAUACAAUCCACUUGCAGGAGGUCUUCUUACAGGAAAGUAUCAGUACAGCGACAAAGAUGAUAAACAGCCAUUUGGUCGUUUUUUCGGCACUGGUCCGUGGGCAGAAAGUUAUAGGGAAAGAUUUUGGAAAAAGCCUUUGUUUGAUGUUCUUGACAAGUUGAAGGUCAAGUUAAAUGAAAUUUAUGGCGAGGGAAAAGUAAGCCCGACAGAAGCUUCACUGAGGUGGAUCUACCACCACUCUUUGAUGUCAGAGAAAUAUGGCGAUAAAGUCAUUCUUGGAGCUUCAAAUUUGGUUCAUCUCGAGGAGAACCUAAAAGCCUCCAAGCAAGAUGUCCUUCAUGAAGAUAUCGUGAAAAUAUUUGACGAGGGAUGGGAAUCCAUGAAAGGACAAUGUCCUGCUUACAAUCGCUGAUGGAGUCCGCUGUGGCGUCACUUCCUUAUUCAUCUCUCAAUUGUGUUCCUGUGUGGAACGCCUGUAGGUUAAUGCUUACUAAGCCGGGAGAAUUAAAACUAAUAAUGCCUUAAUAAUGGAUUGAUGAGGCAAUAUUAGUUCGAAUCGUACCUCGUCACUAUGGAGGCUUUGCAGCUAGUCGAGGAUAAUAUGAAUUGCCUUAGAUCAUCGUAAUAGUAGAAGCAGUGAUUAUGUAGUUGUUUAAAAUAAAUAAAAAGGUAGAAUGAUU